This is a messenger RNA of Candidula unifasciata, 151 nucleotides long. Lineage: Eukaryota; Metazoa; Mollusca; Gastropoda; Stylommatophora; Geomitridae. The record is from the annotation of a GenBank genome assembly.
AGGACCACAUCUAGGGAUGGAAACCGGAAUCACUGCCUCCACAGACACAGUCUCUAAUUUCUUUACCACUGAGGCUCUUGAUAAAGUAGUCGUCAGUAGUUCCGCGAACACGUGGCCGAGUGCUCAGAUAAAGAUCUUAGUCCCGAGAGAA